GGAAGAAAUUCGACCAAGAAAGAUGUCGCUUUUCGCUAUUAUUCUGAUUUUGAGUUUGUUUGUUAUUUCCUACGCAGACAUCCAUUUACAAAAUCCAAGGGGUAGUGGGAAUCGUUUGGAUGAAAAUGGGCGAGAAAGAAGAAAUAGGCAGAGACUGUUUAAUUCUCAAGCCAAUGAUAGACAGGGUUACAAUGUAGGAAGCCUGUAUUAUUUACAAGGUUCAACUCUACAAGUAGAAUGGACCAAUCAACAUUCGUGUAACGGCCCAAAUUCCAACUGUGAUAUAAUUCUACAAUAUAUGUGUGACGAUAAAAUAAGAGAUGGCUCACUCCAACGAGAAACUAUACCAGAUAGAAAUACAAAGUGUGAGAAUGACAAUUGUAAUACAGAUAUUAAAUACAGUAUGCAUGAAGACUAUGAUUAUUACACCAACUGUAGACUUCGACAUCGAAAUAUGGGGCUUUUUACUGGCGAUCUGAAUUUUGGUCGAAGGAAUCGGGCUAUAUCCACUAGACUAGAUAUGAAUGGUAGACGGUACGGAUAUGAAUGUAACGAAGAACGAGAGUACUAUCCAUACUGGCACCCCACACCUUGGAAGGAUAUUGCAGUUCUAACAGACCGAACCGAUAAAUGUGAUUAUUAUGCACAGAACAGUGAAAAUGUUAAAGGUCGAGGAUAUUGUAAAAUCUCAGAAACUUUAAUCAAGGAACAAGACGGCAAAAUAGUUAUUCCAAACAAUGAGGAAGACUGCGAGAAAUUCCGAUUCCCAGAAAAUAACCCUGACGGUGAAAAAGGUGAAUGGGUACAGGCCCCCUCCCACGGAAUUGAAGCCCCUGUCUGUCAACAAGCCGAAUACAGUCGCGAUAACCACAAUGGUAACGGAGUCGAUGGGAAAACCAUGCGAUACAACUGGACCAUUCCUGAAUUCCAACAUGAAAAAUGUAUUUUGAGAAUUCGAUACAACGUCACUUCUGAUGAUUUUGAUGGUUGGGAGACAACAUCAGAAAACAACGCAGUUGCCGGUAAAUUUGACGAAGGCGCUCGCGUACCAGUUUACGAAAACCUCGGCUGGGAGAGUCGCUGCGACGCUUUCGACCGCUCUUAUUAUAUGAAGAACUUACCCCAAGUUCAGGUUUUUGAAGGAUUACCAGAUUUAAAGCUGCAAUUAGCCAUAAGAACUAAUCAAUUCGGACGAGUUUUCCAAGAUAGAUCCUUUUCGUUUGCAAUCCGACCACGACCUGCCGAUGUUCCAGCCGCCGCAAAGAUUCACAAUUUGAACGUACGUGGUAAACGUGGAAACAUUGUACAAACGUAUCCGUCUACAGAGUACGAUUUCGUACCAAACGACUUGGUGUUGAACGUCAACGACUACUAUCACGUACAAUGGACGGGAUCCAAUUCUAAUAACAAUGGGAACGCCGGUCAAGGUCAAGCCGGUUCAGAUAGAAGUAAUUUGGUCUUCUUGCAUGAACAAGUGUACCCAGAGGGUAGCGGUUACUCGGGUCCUGGCAUCAAAGUGGGUCAAUAUGGCAUGAACUACCCAAUGAAUGCCACGGAAUUGAACGGAAUUUUUGACAUGCAAACUUUACAAAGUUUAGCCUUCAACAUGCCUAACCAGCUCGGAGGAGAGAUGUCCCUGUUAGACGAUGCUGGAACCUAUUUUGAUUUAGGACCCAUCAAGGCACCUCAGAGUGUCGGAGUUUACCAUUAUAUGUGUACCAGGAACAAUGCUUUUACCAACAGAGACCAGAAAGGCCGAAUCUUUGUUACAGACAAGGACGAGGCUCCUGCAAGGAGAAAUUUAGAACCUGCUGCAUCCGAAGAAGAGAAAAAAGAAAUAAGACAAUUAUUAGAACUUCUUCAAAAUAGAAGUUAGAUCAAAUUCAGCUUUGGUUUAUUAAGCUUUGCAAGUUGAUUUAUUAAGCUUCAAAAGUUGAUUUAUUAAGCUUUACAGACCUAUCCUUUCAAAGCUUUGCGGGUUGAUUUGUUACAGAUUCCCUAACAAUUGUUAUGUUUUUUGUUUUAUGUUUUCACUAUAACCAUUGUCCCAUUCGUCAUAUCUGCAAAUUAAUUUGCUUGUUUUGUUUGUUCUUCUCUGGUUAUUUACAUAAUGACCAAUGUCGUCCUCAACCAAUGACCUUGGGAACUGAGCAUCAAAUUUCCUUCAAAAUGAUUCGUUUCUUAACUUAUAUAGAAAUAAACAGUGAAGUUAUCUUUGUUGAAAUUUU
Lottia gigantea (owl limpet) is the source of this 2228-nucleotide messenger RNA. RefSeq lists its product as hypothetical. The transcript has 13 exons. Bases 23 to 1876 code for a protein of 617 amino acids. NCBI's taxonomy places the organism in Eukaryota, Metazoa, Mollusca, Gastropoda, Lottiidae. The record is from RefSeq and is a predicted model, not a curated record.